Messenger RNA from Triplophysa dalaica, 1659 nucleotides. Its product is annotated as cytosolic phospholipase A2 zeta-like. Gene Ontology annotation, cellular component: nuclear envelope; cytosol; nucleoplasm. Gene Ontology annotation, molecular function: calcium-dependent phospholipid binding; calcium ion binding. Lineage: Eukaryota; Metazoa; Chordata; Actinopteri; Cypriniformes; Nemacheilidae. The transcript is spliced from 14 exons. The record is from RefSeq and is a predicted model, not a curated record. The coding region runs from base 1 to 1659 and encodes 552 amino acids. Gene Ontology annotation, biological process: glycerophospholipid catabolic process.
AUGAGUGCAUCUAAACUACAGGAGAGUGACGUGAGAAUCGGACAUUCUCUGAACACACAAGAGGAGAAGUUUGUAAAGACAAGACUACGAACUGUUCAAGAAUGUCUGAAGAAUCUCGGGAUAGUGUGCAGUCCGGAUACUGUGCCAAAGAUCGCACUGUUGGGUUCUGGAGGAGGAGAACGAGCCAUGCUGGGUUUACUGGGAUCUCUGGAUGGAUUUAAAGAGACGGGUCUUCUGGACUGUGUUCUCUAUCUGAGCGGAGUCUCUGGAUCCACCUGGUGUAUGGCGUCUUUAUAUCAGGACUCAGACUGGUCCUCCAAACUGGACUCAGUGAGAGAGAAGAUCAUCCAGAGACUCAAGGGUCCUGCUGUGAGCUGGAGUGAAAUUGGUGAAGAACUGAUGAAAUAUUACUAUGAGAAAGACUUCUUCAGUUUAACUGAUAUUUGGGCGGUGCUGGUCGUCACUUCAUUUGUGAAAGAGAUAGAUAAUGGCGAUCUUUCACAGCAGCGGGGUCACAAUGAUAAAAACCCAUUUCCCAUCUACACAGUGAUUGACAAGCAAUGCAGACAACGUCUCCAUGAAAGAGGCGUCUUUUUUGAGAUCAGCCCAUAUGAAGCCGGUUAUUCUCUCACUGGAGCGUUUGUGGAUAACUCCAUGUUUGGCAGUCAGUUUGAGAAAGGCUCUAUGAUAAAGGAUCAGCCUGAAAUGGACAUGCUCUACCUGCAGGGUCUGUGUGGCAGUUGUCUGGCUGAUGGAGAGUUCAAAAUUGAACUUCUUUUGCAAAAGAUAAAAGAGUUAUUUUAUCAAGUAUCACAUGAAAAAGAACCAGAAUGUGGCAAAACCUCUCAAGAAGGGACCGCAUCUGCAGACGCUGGCUUCCAGAUUCUCGUGUCUCUUGUGGAAAUGCAUUUCUCAGUGUUGAAAGAAAAAGACCUUUCUGGUCACGAAACCACCAUCAGAAUAAAGCUGAAAGAACUCACUGGAGAUGAAAGUUGGCUCGUGAAAAUGGCAAAUACGACCGGUGAUAAUUUCAUAAACAUCAAGCAGUUCACCCUGGAAGUGCUAAAGUGUUUGAAGUCUUGGUUCAGUUCUUGGUGGGACGGUAUUUUGGACGCCAUUAUUAAGUGCGUGAUGGAAUGGAUCUGGGGCAGAAAAUACAACUUUCUGUACAAGAUGGAAGGAGUGCACGCCGCUAUUCUGAAGAGUGAGACGAGAGAUUAUGAAGACGCUGGUAUGGCGCUCAACUCACCGUACAUCUCUAUGCUGAGACAGGAGAGAGACGUUGACCUCAUCAUUUCUCUGGAUUUCAGCGGCGGAGAUCCUUUUGAGACAGUAACAUACGCCUCUGAAAUAUGUGAGGAUCUAGACAUCCCUUUCCCUGAGGUCGAUGUAUCCAGUGAGGACCCAAAGAAACCAAAAGACUUUUAUGUGUUUGAAGGCAAAGGAGAAGAACCGACCGUGAUACACAUCCCUCUCUUCAACACAGUGAACUGUGGAGAUAAACUUGAGGAGUGGAGAGAGAAAUAUACCACCAUUCAACUUCCCUACAGCGCUGAACUGAUCGAUCCUCUUGUUGAAGUCUCUGGCAAAAACAUCACAAAUAACAAAGAGAAACUGGUGAAAGAGAUACAAAAGAUCUUUGAUAGAAAGCACAAAUAG